Molecule: messenger RNA, 3053 nt
Organism: Trachymyrmex septentrionalis
Lineage: Eukaryota; Metazoa; Arthropoda; Insecta; Hymenoptera; Formicidae
Exons: 7
Coding region: 758-2761 (667 amino acids)
Biological process (GO): triglyceride biosynthetic process
Cellular component (GO): plasma membrane
Molecular function (GO): long-chain-alcohol O-fatty-acyltransferase activity; diacylglycerol O-acyltransferase activity
Source: RefSeq, a predicted model, not a curated record
UAUAAAAAGUUAAAAACGGUGGCUUUCAGAUUUUCGGAAAUAGUUGAUCUCAAGUCGACUUAUAGUCAACAAAAAGCCAUCCUAAAAUAGUCGAUUAAAUGUUGACUUUAAGUUGACUAAAAAAAGUCGACUAUUAAUCGUCAAAUUGUCGCGCGUGUGGAGAUGUCUGUGUUCAAGACGUCUCUUUCAAACAUGCACGUUUCUCUGAGUAUAAUACACUUGAAUUGUUCUCGACAAUAAUUUGCAGACAUUUUCGCAAAAUUAUAACGCUUCAACGUUACAUUAGUGCAAUUAUUUAUUUAUAGAUGCAAACCAUUUAUUUUCGCAAUUAAAGGGUUCGUCCGUGAAUAAUUUCGUCGUAAAAUGUUUACAACUAUAAAGACUUAUUAUAUCUCGAAUCACUCUUGCUCUUUCCGCAACGACUGAUUGUUAAUUGUGACUGUCACUCGUGGUCACUCGGCAUUGAUAACUCUCGCGGACUUCCGACGAGACCUUUCGACGAGUUCGACGGUGAGAGGUGAGUAUCACGAAGGAAUAGUAUCUCGCUUGGCUUUCUUUUUGCCAGGGGUCGUGAAAGGUCAGACUCGAUGUAUAAUCGUUCGCGCCGCAUCCCGGAGAUGUAUGCAUACGAGAACACAGAUGCCGUGAAUUAAAUUGCGCCGAGUUAUAGCACCAGCAGUAAGAUAUCAGAAACUAAGAGAGCUAGAGCGGUUCUUGUUCAAUAUAAUACACGAAAAUCGUAUCGCAAGAUUAGAUCAUGUUCGGUAUCGUUAUUUCUCCCAUAAAUUUCGGCUUCAGUUUUGUAUUGAUGACUUUCUUAGUUCCGCUUCUUUUUAUCGCGCACGUAGCGGUGACAUGGACAAGAAAAUGUUGGAUAUGCUUUAUCAAAUGGAAACAUCCGAGUUACGUCGUUGUGGAGGAGAACAGUAUUCGCAGCAUCUUGGACCAAGGACGCAAUCCCGGCAUAUGCAUCCUUCUCGUACAAGGACGUUCGAUCGUAAAGGACGUGAGAAAUCACUUGACGCAUUUGACUUCGACGAGAAAAUUCCUUAAAUCGACUCUCUUCAUGCGAUGGGGCGUAUACGUAUGGAAAGAACUCGAUUACUUUUCCGUGGACAAUCAUCUUGCAAAUUCACCGUACUCUUUUCGAGGUCGUCCUAUCACCGAGAACAAUAUACAGGAUUACAUAAGCGAUGUCACAUCCAAGUUUCUUCCAAAGAAAUUACCGCCUUGGCAAGUGCGCGUAGUCAACUUGUUCGUGCGAGGAGAGGAACGUCAAAUAUGUCUCGUGCGAGCGCAUCAUUUGCUCUUGCGACAGGAGCAUCUAACUUUGGCGGAUUUUUUGCCGUUAAAAUAUACGACGGACAACUGGACUUGUCAAGAAAGCGAUUCGCCCUUUACGAAUCUGUAUGUCCAACCCUCCGCUCUACCGCGUCUCCGACAAAUGUUCCGAGAGAACUUCAGCAAUUACUGGAACGAUUUUCUUUACAACAACGAUCCUGUAGAACAGCCGGGGAUUCUAAAGAAGCGUAUAGAAGUGUUUCAGUGUUUCAAGAUCGCGACGAUAGUGUUUGUCUGCACUCUGAAGGAAUUGGUCAGACAGUGUCGAAAGUCGGAAGGAUUGAAAAUUUUGAAGCUUCUGUCGAUCGUCCGGCGAGAAUCGAGCAAGAGGAAUUUCAAUUUUCGGAUGAUAUAUGACUCCAUUGCGAAAUCUUUUCAUCCGAUCGACAUUCUCUACACGUGCGUUGCUCUGUCCUGGUACAUCAUAGUUAUGUCGUUUUUAAAGACGCCUCUCUUGCUCAUUCGAGAAUUGCGAGCUUUACGAUCGUUUUACAAUCACAAUAGACAUUGCAGUUAUCCUGCAGAUACCUUGAUAUACACACUGUCGUGUUACCUUCCCCUGACGCUUCAAGCAAUUCGAGAGACUAUGUCCAUUAGCUGGAUAGCCGCGACUGCACCGAAAAUCAUAAUCGAGGAGGUAUUUUUGAAGAAUCCGCAAUCGAAUCGACUGCAGACUAUCUCACAGUGUGGCAGAAAAGUAGUGGCUUGGUCGGAAAAGGUAGACGUCGAGCUCGUACGAAAAAUGGCUAAUGUGACUGGCGCGACGGAGAUGGAGAUUCUUUUAACGGCUACCGUGGACGCCCUGAGAGAAUAUUUUCAGCACUUGGCCAUCAACGUUCCGGAUGUUGUAUUCGCGACAGUCAAAUACGUGAGUCAGCGAGCAGUGUUUCUUCGAAAUCACGAGGCUAGAGGUAUCCUCUGUAUUGCGCUACCAAUCAGAACGCCAUUGUUCCACGACGAUCCCAUUGAAAUAUUGCAGGUUAUUCAGCGAAACGUGCAGAAUGCCAGGUCCCGGCAAAGCGCAAUUUACGCUAUCACGGCAGCAGAAACAUCCCACGGAUUAAUUUCCUCCUGCAUCCCGUCCAUCGUUUUGAAAUUACUUUUAAAUCAACUGUCGAAAAGAUACUCUCUAUGUUUAACGCAUGUUGAUGGAGAUUUACCUGUGGAGGGCAUAGACGGAGUGGUUUAUUGGCGACCACCGCAAGGAAACUGCAACAUGUCUAUGACUCUGCACAGGCAUGAUGACAGCGUACGCCUCGGUAUAAUGGGAGAUGCCUUGAUCGGCCCCCGGCAUUUUAUCAUUGCGAGAGCGUUCCCUAAAAGCGUACGAAAUCUCGCUGCCGUUCUAGGCGUUCCGAGAGCACUUAUUCGAAGUCCAAGUCCUAAUCCACUCAAUCCGAUUACGUCUCCAGGAUACUGACAUAAUGAGAUAGCUGAUGAAAUAAUUCAAGAUUUAUCACAAAAGGGGAUUGGACAUUUUCCUUCCUUGCUCAACUAUCUAUACUACGUGCAAGAGAUAUACAUAAAAUAUACAUAUACAUACAUAUUUUUUUAUUUUUUGUUUUGUAAAAUAUGUAAUCGAAAUUAAGUUCGAAACAGCGAUACCAUCAUAACAAAAUAUUUACAUCGUCAUGUAAUAACAUAAUUAAACAAACAAUUAAAUAAAUAAAUAGUUCAACAAUUUAUGGCAGAAUUCUUUCCGCGAAAUUGUA